Acanthosepion pharaonis is the source of this 1095-nucleotide messenger RNA. The record is from the annotation of a GenBank genome assembly. Lineage: Eukaryota; Metazoa; Mollusca; Cephalopoda; Sepiida; Sepiidae.
AUGACACGCCAUACUUCCUUCUUCUUCUUUAUUCUUGUUCUUGUUGUUGCUUUUGUUGUUGUUGUAGUUCUUCUUCUGCUCCUACAUUUUCUCGUCAUCGUCUUUCCCGUUCUCCUUCUUUUUCUUCAUCUCGCAUCCAUCCUCCCUUUUCUUCUUCUUCUUCUUCUUCUUCUUCUUCUUCUUCUUCUUCUUCUUCUUCUACCCUGCUCCGUGCUCUUUAACAUCUGUUCCUCCUCCACCUUCUUCUUCUUCUACAUCUCGUCGUCGUCGUCCUCCUCCUCCACAUUCUUAUUUCCUCUUCUUUUAAUUCUUCUCCCCCGCUACCAUCCUACCCUGCUUCUUCUUCUUCGUGUCCUCAUCCCCCUUCUUCUUCUUGUCGUCUUCCUCUUUCUUCUUCAUAUCGUCCUCCCUCUCCUUCCGUUCUUUUUCGUCUACUCAUUCUCCUUCGCCUGCUCCUUUGCUCUUUCUUCUUCACCUCAUCUUCCUUCCCCUCUUCCUUCUCCUCCUUCUCCUCCUCCUUCUUCUUCUUCUUCUUCUUCUUCUUUUUCUACCCUGCUCCAUGCUCCUUAUCAUCUGCUCCUCCUCCACCUUCUUCUUCUUCUACAUCUCGUCGUCGUCCUCCACCCCCACAUUCUUCUUUCCUCUUCUUUUAAUUCUUCUCCCCCGCUACCAACCUACCUGCUUCUUCUUCUUCAUGUCCUCAUCCCCCUUCUUCUUCUCGUCGUCUUCGUCUUUCUUCUUCAUCUAGUCCUCCCUCUCCUCCCCUCCUUUUUCGUCUACUCAUUCUCCUUCGCCUGCUCCUUUGUUCUUUCUUCUUCACCUCGUCCCCCUUCUCCUCCUCCUCCUCCUCCUCCUCCUCCUUCUUCUUCUUCUUCUUCUACACUCCAUAAUUUCUUAAUAUUCAUUUUUUUUCUUACUCUCCACAUUUCUUCUUCUUCUUCUUCUUCUUCUUCUUCUAGUAUCAUUGCCCUGUCUUUCUUCAUUUGUUUCACUUUCAUCUACCGCUGGGUUGGCUUAAACACGCUUAUUUUUAAUUUCAUUUUUUUUAAUACACCAACAUUUUCUAAAUUUUCUUUUUAUGAACGUUCACCUUGA